Messenger RNA from Nycticebus coucang (slow loris), 5147 nucleotides. RefSeq names its product LHFPL tetraspan subfamily member 2 (gene LHFPL2). The record is from RefSeq and is a predicted model, not a curated record. Bases 1014 to 1700 code for a protein of 228 amino acids. Gene Ontology annotation, cellular component: membrane. The transcript is spliced from 7 exons. Lineage: Eukaryota; Metazoa; Chordata; Mammalia; Primates; Lorisidae.
AGUUGUGCUGGGAGCGGCGUCUUCCCAGGGCUCUCCCGCUGCUGCUGGCCGGCUCUGCCCGGCGGGGACGGCGGCGCGCGGGUCCCGCCAGCCCGGAGCCCUGGCACCGCGCCCCGGUCGCCGUGGUUUCCCCGCCAGGCCGGAUCUGCGGUGUGGGUCCCGCCGGCCACCGACCUCGGCUGCUGCUCAAUCUGGGCUGCAUGUUUGUGGGCAGCGCCGGGACUCGGGAUGCAGGCUGGAGGAGGCGGGCGUGGAGCGGGAAGACCGCAUCUGGGACGCGGGUUGAGACCGUGGGAUGGUUGAAGGACUGGGGAGAGACCCACUGUGUUGGUGGAUGUUUUUAGGCGCCCAGCUUUUUGUUUUUUUCCCUUCCAUUCAGCAGUCCGGUGUUCUUUGAACUCAGCAGAGCGAAGGAUUGUCUUCACUCCCGUUCCACUUUUCUGUUAUUUCGGGAGGGUCAUGAGUUCUCUGGAAGUCCAUAGGCUGUUUUAAUGGAAGGCCGUUUCUAACCUGCCGGCUGCUGCUGCCUUCCGUGCUGGGCUGAGAGCUGCGCUCUUGCCAGGCUCAAGGGAGGACCAGAGAGCCUCAAGCUGUCACCCCGAGUAGAGUGCCAUGGCAUUAUAGCAUGCAGCAACCUCCAACUCCUGGGCUCAAGCAAUUCUCCUGCCUCUGCCUCCCAAGUAACUGAGACCACAGGUGAACUUUGAAGCAGACUCUUGAGUUGACAGGUUUCUGCGUUUGGUUAAGAAGCACUGAACGGUGGCACUUUUUUGAAGUUUUUCAUUGAGUCUUCCAGCAUUCCUGCAGAUAUCAAUAGGUGAGGCCGCCCGGCAGGCGGUGCUGCGGCUCCGGCCAGAGGAAGCGCGUCCCGCAGCGUGCAUGCCGCCGGCUGCGGGAGUGGAUGACUGCAGCUGCGACUUCCUUCCCGGGCCGCUCGAGCCUCCUUCCUCACCGACUUUCUUUUUUGAUUAACUCCGUGGUCGCCUGACUCUUUCUCCGCCUUGGACAUCAAUAUGUGUCAUGUCAUUGUCACCUGUCGCUCGAUGCUCUGGACCCUCCUGAGUAUUGUGGUGGCUUUUGCAGAGCUCAUUGCCUUCAUGAGCGCGGACUGGCUCAUUGGGAAGGCUAAGAGCCGCGGCGGCGCCGAGCCCGCCGGCCCGGGCGGGGGCGUCCCCGAGUCCUACCACCGCACCCUGGGCAUCUACUCGCGCUGCACGCGGAACCCGGGGCUGCAGCACUUCCCGCGGGACAUGCUGUGUGGGCCCUACGCCGAGAGCUUCGGCGAGAUCGCCAGCGGCUUCUGGCAGGCCACUGCGAUUUUCCUGGCCGUGGGGAUCUUCAUUCUCUGCAUCGUGGCCUUGGUGUCCGUCUUCACCAUGUGUGUGCAGAGCAUCAUGAAGAAAAGCAUUUUCAACGUCUGCGGGCUGUUGCAGGGAAUCGCAGGUCUAUUCCUUAUCCUUGGUCUGAUACUCUACCCCGCUGGCUGGGGCUGUCAGAAGGCCAUAGACUACUGUGGACAUUAUGCAUCUGCCUACAAACCUGGCGACUGCUCCUUGGGCUGGGCCUUUUACACUGCCAUUGGAGGCACAGUCCUCACCUUCAUCUGUGCCGUCUUAUCCGCACAAGCAGAAAUUGCCACCUCCAGUGACAAAGUACAGGAAGAAAUUGAAGAGGGGAAAAACCUUAUCUGUCUCCUUUAGUUUGGAAAGACAUUAAUGCCAUUUCUUCCUUGAGUAAUCUCCUGAAAAGAGUCCCCCUCCAGGUUGGUCAUUUGAAUCAAGUGGAGAACUAGCUUUACACACCAAAGCCACAUUCCACAGCCCCAGGCUAACAGGACCAGUUGAGUGGCAACAUCUGGCUAAGCAAAGUUACUGGACAUGAGGACUGCAGUGCAAAUUAUAAGGGAAGGAACAUGAAAAUAGUACAAAAACCCUGACAUGCAGUCACCAAGUUCCGUCAGACGCUUCCUCCUCUGAGGCUCAAUGAAGGAUAAUGAUCAGAAUUACUAAGGCAGCAGUUUCUCUGGUAACAGAAGACAGUUUCUGCUCCAAAACUGCUCGUCUGUAAGCAUCUGUGCCUCAGAAUGAGAUUUUAGGUUGACGUUUUUGUUUUCCUCCUAGUCCCUUCAUGAAGAAUGGAAAACUACAAACUUGCUGAGAACAGGAUGUGUGCUAAAGGGAACAGCAAGACCCUAGCUCCUGCUUAGUUGACCAAAGAGCUCAGCAAGGAUGCUGUGGAAUCUUGUUGCAGAACUUAUUCGAGGCCGAAUUCCAGGAUAAGGAGGACCAAAUCAAAUGUAGCUAAGAUUUUAGAAAUUUGAGUAAAGAAACAGUUCCUGUACAAUCUAUAGGACAAAAGUACAUCUUCUCAGCAGCCAGACUAACACCAACACUGGCCUGGUCUCCCCAUCUGUGGGAGAUCUCGUGUGUUCUCACAGGGUUAGGGUUGCGCUUUGACUGCCAAAGGGAACUUCACCGUUUCCUCCUUCCAGGGACAGAGGUCUGUCUCUAAGCCAGCUGUGGCUCAUUCAGAUGGUCACUGGGAAGACUUGCCAGGAUGUUGGUUUUUGCAGGGAGACUUUUCCUCCCACUCUGGUAACCAGGCUGUACUCAGCUCUUAUUUCCAACCUUAUCAGUAGCAUACUGGCAUUCUUUGCAGGAAAAAAGGAGCUAGUCAUAGGACUUGUUUUCUGGUUACUGCUGUUGAUCCUGAAAGAAGACUGAAAUUACAUUAAAUUUUGUUGGAGCUGAAGAGUCGUAUCAAAGACUUUAUUCCCGGUGCAAAACAGGAGCUAGACCGAGGUCAUAGUGCACCUGCCCAAACCUGUUUACAAAAAGAAUCAAAUACCACUAUUAUAAAGGAUUCAGGAGCUUUUAAUCUACUUUCCAUAAAUUACCAGACUGAUUCAGGAAGAUGGUAUUCAGUAGCCAGGAAUAACCUAGUUUGGCAUUAUGUGAGCUGCACAAUUGGAGAGCGAUACAGACAUAUUCUGGACCUACCAUAUUUCUAGAAGGAUGAAAAGUGUAGUAGGUCUGCUCACUUGAGGGCUUUGUUUUGAAAAAUUAACAAUAAGCACCUUCUAUGGGCAAGGUAUUGGGUGCUAAGUAUCACCAAGUGUACAACCCUCACAUUUUACAACCUUGCCCCAGUGGAUCAUGUUAAAGCCAAAAACCAGAUGCAGAACAAACAAAUGCUUUAUGUAUAGGUGGAAGGAGGCAACUAAAGUUUUAUUACAUUCUAGCCUUUGGCCUAUACCAGAUAGCAGUGUGGAAGCUGGCCUUAAUAGGUUUACCAUUCUGUAACCAAUGAAGCAAGCAAGGUAUAAAUCCUAGGACUCUGAAGAGAGAAUGGGCAUCCUCACAGCAGGUGUCUUCAGAGCAGCGCCGGGGGAGGGUCACCACACAGACACAGGCUCUGGGAACCAUCAGUCAAGGCCCCAUCCCCGUUGUGUUCCUAAUGUUCUAACCAUCAUGUGUAACUACUUUCCAUACAUGGGCAAUAAUUUUCAUUAAAACAAAUUCCUUCGUCAGGCAAAUCUUAGUCAAAAACGUCAGAAAUAAAUCUUUCUUUACAAAACAGAGAAUCCAUUUUCUAACACCAAAUUUACAAUUUUAGUCUCCUCCUUACAAGUCCAGUCAAGCCCAAAGGGUCCUCCAGGCACAUCCAUCAUGGUGGUGUCCCCCUAGAUAAGCCUGGUAACAGUCACAAAUGAGAAUGUGACUUCUCUUGGCCAGAAUAAAAUUUCAUUUGACUACUCUAGAAGACAAAAAACACAUGCACAUACACAAACCCCACACCGCUAGACACUCCCUGAACACGGAUUAGGAAACCGAGCAGAGACUGAGUAAAGGGCCUUUUAAACCCUCACUGCCUCGGGAUGAAAGGACCGUCUAAAGUCCUGUGUCCAGAUAGCCUAGACCAUGCUCUUCCACAUGACUAUUUAAAAACCACUGAGUACAAGGGAUGUGCUAGAAAGAACUGUUAACACAUUGUUGACUCAUGCUUAUUUUUCUAAUAAAUAGGACCAUUACUACCACCAGAAGUCUUAUUUAUUUUGCCUGCAUUUAUGCUUAAAGUUUUGUGAUGGGCUGGGCUUCUCAAUAAACCCUGAGGCAGAAAUAUUUGCCUCAGAUUCUGUGGAUUCUUUAAACCUGUGUGCUAAUUCAACGAAGUUACAUUGUGUUUUUGUAUAGUUUUAAACACCUGUGGUGUAAUGAUCUGUUAAACAUGUAUUCUGUAAAGUGCCAUAGCCUAUGUGUAGCAUAUUUAAGAUAUAUGUAUAUUAUACAUACACAAGUCUGUAUGAAGAUGUGCAAUAACAAAGUUGUAUGUAUGGGUUUUUGUUUGUCUUUUUUUUUGAAACUGGACAGGAGUCAAAACAGGGAUGGUUCUGUUUUGGCAAAGAGAGUUACACAUUUAUGCCUUUAUGGGCUAGUCAUAAACCCGUACCAUUUUAAUGCUACACAAAUCUUAUGUGAAGAAAAGGCUGGUAUACAAUCACUUUCUCCCGGGUCUAAAUGAAGAUAAUCACCAGACUUAUGUGAAAGUUAAGCCAGCAACAAGCCAGGCCCAGCUAAUGCCAGUCUUUUAUGUGAAAUGUGAAGCUGCCGUGUUGCCUUUUCUGUGAGUGUGACAACUAGUAGCUGGUACCUAAUCACUAAGGAUCUAGUCCUUCACAUGCUUUUAUAGACCAUGCUAAUGCUAGACCACUGUUUAAGGGCUAAUCUCACACCUCUUUAGCUAUAGGAGUCUGGCUUAGAACAGACCUCUCUGUGCAAUAACAUGUGGCCCCUGGAAAUCCCUGGCCUGCAUCUGUAUUUGGGUAGCAAUGACUCCCAAGGGCCAAAAGAGCUAAAGGCAUGACUGGGAUUUCUUCUGAGACUGUGGUGAAACUCCUUCCAAGGCUGGGGGGUCAUCGGGUGCUUCAGAGGAACUUGGCACCACUUGAUAUUCAAUAGCCACUUGAGCCAAAUGUAAAAUUGUAUUUACAGCUGUUGGACUCGAUUUGAGCCUCUAAAUGUGUGGUUAUCUUAUUAUAUUGUAAACUAAUACACUGUUUGUCUAGUAUUGAUUAGGUUCCCAUGCAUAUGUAUUUUCACAAUGUGCUCCCCUCCCCAAAUCAGAAUUAAACCAGAUUUUGCAGAUUC